AUGAUAAACGGAACCCCCGCUGCACCUUUGCAGCUCAAUCUGCAUGCAGAUGCUGCUGCUACUGCACCUGUUGGAGCCUCUAUCACGCAGCAACAGCAACAGGGCCCUGCGUGCUCAGGGAGAGACUCCAACACAUUGCAAAUUAGCAGAGACGCAGAAGCUGAAGAGCAGCAAACUCUUCUUUUAUUCAAAGAGGAGACAGAGCUGCACGUACAGCACGCGCUAAGCCACACAGACAGCUGCGCAAACCAACAACAGCCACGCAACAGCAAAGACACUCUGCUGCAGCAGCAGCAGCACCUCCAGAUGCAGAUGCAGCAGCAGCAGAAAGAGAAACAGCAACAACAAACAGAACAGCAGCAAAUGCAAAUCACGAGCCAUCAACAGCAUCUACAACAGCUGCCCCACAGCAAUGGGCAGCUUCUGCUGCAGGGAGAUCCGCAGCAGCAACUGCAUCAACAGCAGCUACAGCAACAGCAGCUGCAACAACAGCACUUGCAGCAACAGCAGCACCCCAACCAGCUUCAUCAGCACCAGCACCACCAGCAACAGCACAUUCACGAACAGCUUCUGCCUGCUCAAGAGCAACACUAUCACCAGCAGCUGCAGCAACAGCAACAGCAGCAGCAGCAGCAGCAGCCAGCGGUUAUAGGCGCAGCCGCUUCUGAGUCCUCUGGGUUGUUGCGGUGCAUGCCUCCGCUGCCGGCACGCGCAUCGGCAACAACACUAUCACCAGCAGCAGCGUCUGCAGCAACAGCAGCAGCAACAGAGACACCAGCAGCAACGGAAACAGAAGCAGCAACAUCAGCAGUAAUGGGAGCAGCAGCAGCAGCAGCAGCAGCAAGUGAAAGCCCUCGGCCUAAAGCUGCUGCUGCCAGAAAGCGCCGCAGCAGAGCCAAAGCAGCACAACCAAAGAAGAGUCCGCCAUCAUUUUCUGCAGGGUUAAUCCCCCAACUCUCAGCAGCAGAAGCAGCAGCAGCAGCAACGAGCUUCAGCCCUCAAGCGGAGACAUCUGCAGAGGAGACGACAGCCCAGGCAGCAGACGCCUUGCAAUCGGCCCCACAGGUGCAGCAGGUGCUGCAGCAGCAAACGGUUUUACUGCUGCAGUCCCCUAAGAAACCCAAACCCAGACCUCGACGCAGCGGUCAACAGCAGCAGCAGCAACAACAGAGGCAGCAACAGCAGCAACAGCAGCAACAGCAGCAACAGCAACUGCAGCAGCCGCAACAGCAACAGCGGACCUUAAUUGGUGCCCCACCGACGCCUUCCUUUGAAAUGGCUCGCCUCGCUUGGCCCCACAGUCAAUGCAGCAGUACAUUUGCUGCUGGUAGCAGCAACAGCAGCAGCAGCAGCAACUGCAGCAGCGCGGGCUGGGCGCUUCCGGCAAUGCCCUUAGCCUCGCCUCAGCAACACUACCGACAGCUGCAGCAGCAGCAGCAGCAGCAGCAGCAGCAGCAGCAGUGGCAGACGCAUCAGCAGUGCCAGUACCGGCCGCUGCAUGCACCAGAUGGUGCUGCUGCUGCGCGGGAGCAGCUGCUGCUGCAGCCACCCAUCGGAAAGCCCGAUACGAAGGCGUUUCCUGCAGGGGCCGUUGUGCUACAGCAGCAACAGAAGCACCACCAGCAUCAGCAGCAGCAGCAGCAGCAGCAGCAAAUGCGGCAGGUGCAGCAGCCUGUACCCUGCCGACCCUCUGUCUUGCCGCCAGAGCUGCUGCGUGAAGCGAACAAGCAGCAGCAGCAGCAGCAACUGCAACAGCAGCAAGUGCUGCAGCAUCAGCUGGACUGCCGGUGGUCGCAGAAUGCGGUGUCUUGGCAGUGCCAGUCGCAGCUACAGCAGCAGCAGCAGCAACAGCAGCAACACCAGCAGCAGCAGCAAUGUGGGUCUCCCAAACGCUGGAGCCCGUAUCCGGAGUUGCCCUUUGUCUACACCGACGAAGAGUUUGAAUAUGCAGUGCGAACAAUAUUUCAGUAUCAGCAGCAGCAGCAGCAGCAGCAGCAGCAAGUGGGUUGCCGUCUUGUAGCUGCAUCCUCUGCCCCAAAUGAGAGCCCCAAAGUUCCCGUUCGACUCAGUGCAUGCGGUGCUCCACGGAGCUGCAACUCUGCUGCUGCUUCUGCUGCUGCCGCUGCGGCUACUGCUGCUGCUUCUGCUGCUGCUGCUGCGCAUGCGUCACCGAAGGAGAGGAAGCGCCCCAUUAAGAGAGAUCGCUUGAGACGGCAAAGUGCUGCUGUUGCUGCUGCAGCACGGCUGCAGGGAAAGAAACGCGGGGGGGCAGUUGCUGCUGUUGCUGCAGGCAUGCGGUAUCCUCAGCAGCAGCAGCAGCAGCAGCAGCAGCAGCUAUGCUCAACAACGCCCACCACUACUACCAGCAGCAGCAUCUGCAUCAGCAGCAGCAGCAGCGGCAAGAGCAGCAACAACGCCUCCUUCUGCAGCACAGUUGAAACUCACCAGCAUGCAGCAGCUGCAGCAGCUCCUUACUGCAGCCCAAUAAGCCAGCAGGUGCAACAGCAGGUUCUCCAGCAGCAACUACAGCAGCAACUGCAGCACCAGCACCCAGAGCAGCAGCAGAUCCCGUCACAUAUCCAGGCUCACAGCACGCAGCAACACCUCCAUAAUAUACCCCCGCCGCAAGAGCUGCAGCAGCUGCCGCUGGCGUUGCAUUACCAGCAGCAGCAACAGCAGCAGCCCUACCCACAACAGAACCUUCAUGCGCACGUGCAGCAGCAGCAGCAGCAACAGGAGCAGCAGCACGGAGAUUCCUCUGUUGUUCAAGCGCAGCACGAUGAGGCCGCCAAGCAGCAACAAGAGAAGAAAUAUCUAAACUCUUUCGCGGAGCAGCAGCAACAGCUGCAGCAGCAGCAGCAAGACCAGGUUGCUAUACACCCCAGUGUGACGCUUAAGGCCUCAGAGCAGCAGGCAAAAGCGAAGUCCCAACGCCAGAAGAAGCAGGUGCAGCAGAAAACGCCGCAACAGCAGCAGCAACAGCAGGAACAGCAACAGCAGCAGCAACAGCAGGAACAGCAACAGCAGCAGCAACAGCAGCAGCAGCAGCAACAGCAGCAUCAACAACAGCAUCAAAUGCAACACCAAUUGCUGCAGCCACUCGAGUUGGAGCAUCCAUUACAGGGACAGCAGCAACUCCAGCAGCUUGACUUGAAGCAGCAGCAGCAGCUACUGCAGCACCUGCAGCAACAGCUGCAUCGGCAGCAGCAGCAGCAAAAAUACCACCAGCAGCUGCUUCUGCAGCAACACCAGCAGCUGGGGCUGCAGCAAUUCACAUCACCUGCUCUCUCCGCCAGCAAUAAGGCACAGCAGCAGGAGGAACAGCAGCAGCAGCAACAAAACCAAUGCCAGCAGCAGCAGCAGCAACAGCAGCAGCAGCAGCAAGCCCAUCUCGGGCCUGUAGCCCCAACGGGCAGGCAGCACUCAAAGCACAUCCUUUUGCUUCAGCAGCAGCAGCAACAACAACAGCAGCAACUGCAGCAGCAGCAGCAGGUCCUGCUAGAGUCUCACCAAAGGCUUGAGAUGCUUUCGCAUGCACUCAAUCAACUGCGAACUUCUCCACAGCAGCAGCAGCAACAGCAGCAGCAGCAGGAGAUGCAGCCUCAAGCAACAACAGCAGAACACGUGCAGCUGCCAGUUCCUAGGCGGUUAGAAGCAGUAGCAACAGCAGCAAACUCUGCAGCAGCAGCAGCGGUAGCAGCAGACGCUACUACUACGCAGUUGCUGCAUCAUGACAUGCAUGCGCAUCUGCUGCACCAGAGGCCGCUGCCUGCUGUUCGGUUCUCUUCCUUCUCCCACGAGCAGCAAGUGCAGCACCAGCAAACCCUGCUGCAGCAGCACCAGCAAACUCUGCUGCUGCAGCAGCAGCAACAGUGGUCACCUGAUUGUUCAAUGGUGCAGCAAUUGCAAGUAGGGCAAUCGCAAGAAGUAACAGCAACUGCUGUAGCAGCAGCAGCAACAGCAGCAGCUGCCGCUGUAGAUGGUAGUGCAAUGCUGCCGCUGAGGCAGCAUCAGGAGCAGCAGGAGGCUUGUGAGCAGAUUAGCAGAUCCAAUGUACUAAAAGAGGCGCACUGGGCCCACGGAGCAGCAGCAGCAGCAGCUGCUGCUGCUGCUGUUGCUGAAGGCCGCUGUGUAGCCCACACACUCUUAGCUGCAACAGGGGUGACAACGCCUCCCAAUCAAACGCAGAAGCAGCAGCAACUGCUGCAACAACAGCAGCAGCUUAAGGGGCCAGGGACAGAGCUUCCUUUCUUCCGUACACCCCAUCUGCUCCCAGCUGCAGCAGCAGCUGCUGUAGCUGCAGCAGCAGCUGCUGCUGCUUCGACCGCCGCUGCUGCGGCUCCUGCAGAGUUUGCUGCUCCUGCGGGGCCCCCCAGCAAGCGGCAAAGGGCUGGUAGCCCACAGCAGAAGAAGCAGCAACAGUAA
Eimeria acervulina is the source of this 4425-nucleotide messenger RNA. RefSeq lists its product as hypothetical. The record is from RefSeq and is a predicted model, not a curated record. The transcript has 2 exons. Bases 1 to 4425 code for a protein of 1474 amino acids. Lineage: Eukaryota; Apicomplexa; Conoidasida; Eucoccidiorida; Eimeriidae.